AUGACUAACGAAAAAGCAGCUGUGCCGCCAGCGGACGGUCUCCGGCAACGCAAUGUCACUGAGCCCGAGACCGAGCGGCCGGUUGAGACCGCCUCGAGACCGGAAACGAGGCAGAAUGAUCAGAACCACACCGUCGAAAUGCAGAACUACUUUAGCUCGUUCGUGAACAACUAUGGCAGGAUUCCACCGUAUCCCAAUUAUAACUUCAGUGAAAGGUACCUCCAGGCGCCCAACGAUCCAGCCAUGUUCGCAAAUCACAUGAUGAUGAUGCAGCAGGCGUAUUUGCAGUACAUGCAGCAGUAUGCUAAUAUGCGGCAGGCGGGCGAGCGCGAGGCGGAAGCCGUGCCGGAAGCCGCAGCGGCCGCGGCGCCGGCGGAGGCGCGCGAGGCGGCAGGGGAGGAGCUGGCGGCGCGCGACUGGCUGGACCACGUGUACGCGGCCUCGCGCCUCGCCAUCCUCUUCUCGCUCGUCUACCUGUACGGCAGCCCCGCGCGCCUGCUGCUCGUGCUGCUGCUGGCCAUCGCUGCAUACUUGCACCAAAUCGGUUUCUUCCGCGACUUACACGUUCCUCCAAAUAACACACCAGCUGAAGCCAACACAGAGGAAAGCGCGCCCACCCGUCAGUCUUUACUCACUUCAACCUGGAUAAUCGUAACAUCCUUUUUCGCAUCUCUCAUACCUGACACCAAUUAG
Messenger RNA from Parnassius apollo (apollo), 693 nucleotides. NCBI's taxonomy places the organism in Eukaryota, Metazoa, Arthropoda, Insecta, Lepidoptera, Papilionidae. The record is from the annotation of a GenBank genome assembly.